UCAUCUUUCACACAGGUUAAUAAGUGGCUGGCUGAACAGACAUCACUUAUUCCAGAACAGCCACUUGCUUCAGAUUAUCUAACUGCUCCAAGGCGCAGAAGACCAAGGGUUGAUCCAUCUCUUCUGGAUUGGAAAAAACUCACCGGAGAGGAAAAUGUUUCAGUAAUAAUAGGCUGACAGGCAAAAAGAUGACUGGGAAUAAAGCACCACAGCUGAAACGAUUAGCACAGUGGUUACUGGAGAAUCCAAUGUUUGAUGUUGAUCCAAAAUGGGCAGAACUGGUCAAAGAGAGGGGUAAUCUCCCACAUGACUUGCAGAAACGUGUACCAGCAAAUGAGAGGAAGAAAGGCCCUGGACGACCACCUCUGCUCUCCAGUCCACCAGGGCAUCAGCCAACUGUCAGCCAGCCCAAUCUAGGAACAUCAGUGGCAUCAUCAAUCCCAUUCCCUUCAUUGGCAACUGCAGGGCUAAGUGGACUUUCAGCAGCUGGCUUAAAUCCCAGCAGUAUACUGUCAGGAUUAUCUUUGGGUGGUUUUGACCCAAAAAAUAAUCCAUUGCUUCUCCCCUUCAGUGGAAUGCCAAACAUGAGUGCUUUAGGGAGUAUGAGUGGACUUGGAAAUCUUAAUAACAUGAACUUGACAAAUUCCUUAUUUGCAAAUUUAGCAAACUUGGGAUUGCCGUCAUUAGCAGGCAUGGAUGGAAGUGACCUUGGCGUUGUUGCGUCGGGAUCAGCCACCAAAACAAAGAAUCGAAAACCAGCUGACACUGAGCGCAGCCAUAGUUCCACAAAACCACCACCUGUGUCAUCUGCUUCAUCAAGUAUUCCAUCUUCUGCAUUACCUUUCUUUUUCCCAAAUCCAAGUCUCCUGUACACUCCUCUUGGACUUGGUGGGCUAAACCCAUUUUCAAUGCAACCAGGUUCCAUGUCUUCAGCAUAUGACAGUCUAGCUCAGCAGUGUGGUUUGUUGAAUGGGAGUCUCGGUGUGUCAGGAGUAUCAACAUCAACAUCGGCAUCAUCGUCAACAAGGACUGGGAGUCAUAAGACUCAGAGCACGUCACGUGCAACUACUGUCACGUCGUCUUCUCCGUCAUCAAAUACCAGCAGUCACAGGCAUCAACGUUCAUCUACACGGGACAUUCUUGACCGCGCACAACAGCAGCAGUUACAACAGCUUCUGUUGCCGCAUGAUACUCACCUGCUGGAGAGCCUCAGUAGAGUACAUUCUGUAGAAAAUGCUUUUAGGAAUGAGAAACGAUCAAGAGAGUCUGAUCGGAAAGAGACCAUUGAUGUGCUACGUGGUGAGAAAAGAUCUAGGGAUGCUGAACGCAAAGAUGUCGCAGAGAAUUUGAGUAAAAAUCCACAGGUAGAUUAUCCUUUUAGGGCAGAAGACAGGCCUUUGAAAAAACUGAAGGCAGAAUUAGAAAGAAAAGAUUCAGCAGAAAAUCUAACUCCCAAUUUUGUAUCGAAUCUAUUACCUCAUAAUGAGGAAUGGCUGAAGCGUUCUUGUGAUGUGGAAAUGAAAGAUACACUUGAAAACCUUUACAGAAGCUCACUUGAGGGAAUAGACAGAGAUGACAAAAUGAAUAAGAAAUCCUGUGAUAAUACCACGGACAAAGACGUUGUAGAGAGUUUUUCAAGUGUUAAUAAUGUGUGCCAAAGUGAAGAAAGGUCUAAGAUUUCAAAUGAGACUGACUCUAGAGAGGUGGAAAAUGUACAUGACCCACCAUUUAAAAACACUUUUGAUACGGACGCACAAAAUGUUAGUGACAGUGCAGAAACAGAGACUCUACCCGUUACUGCACCUCCACCUGAUGUUUCAGUGGAUCAGGCAGACACUCAGUCUGAAGCUCUUAAUGCGUCUAAUGUUGUUUUACCUUCGACAGCUCAGGAAGAAGUAAAAGAUGACUCUAAAGAAAUAGUGGAUGGUGAUGACAAAACCAUCACUCCAGAAACAGCAUUACCGUGCUUGAAGGAGCAACCGGUGCCUCUUACAACAGAUGCUGAUUGUGGGGGGAAUCCAGCUGAUUCAAGCACAACUCUUCCUCUCUUGCCAGAGGAAGUAGCACCUGCACUGCCCCCAGAACCAGAACAUUCUCCCCUGGAGUUAGCAAAGCCUCAGAAGCCAGCAGCAGCAACAGCAGCUAAUUCCAAUAGUCGCCGGUCCCGCAGUGCCAAGAAAUCUAAGGAAGUGGGUGAGACUGUAAAUGUAGAAAGGAAGGUGCUUCGAAGCAGUGCUGGUCGUGCAGCAGCAGCAGCAGCAGCUAGAGCAGCAGCCGCUGCUGCAGCUGCUGCUGCUAUUGCAGAAAGUAGUGGUGAACAUGACACAGUAGAGGUUGGUGCAGCCGAGGAGAAAGCUGUAGAAGGAUGUGGUGGAAGCACUGGUGGACCUAGCGAAUCUGAGGAAACGUAGCAUUGGCAGUAUUCUGUCCCUGUGUAAUUUAAUACUUCACAUUACAUCAGUACUCUUGGUUGUAUUGUUGUCUUUUUUUUUUAAUUUUAAUGUUAUUGACUGUGCAUUCUGUGAUAGCCUUUUCCAACCAUAACGUGUAGUGUAUGUACUGUGUUAGUUGAGCACAUGAUUUUCAAAUUGGAGGGUGGGGGAAUGUUAAGAAGAAAAUUGUUUUCCCCUGCUCAUCGUACAUAACUGCCAUAAAUAGUAUGUCAGAAAUGUGAGGAAACCUGUGUUCAUGUGUGAAUGAAAUUUUGUAUUCACAUGUGAAUAUUAUUAUUUUGCUUUCUUGUCCUUUAUUUUCUUUUGUUCACUGUCAUGUCUGUAUUAUUCACACACACACACACACACACACACACACACACACACACACACACACUUGCACAUGUUCAUAUAUAAACAUCCAUCUAUUAAAAAAAAUAUAAAUAUAAUAUAUAUAUAUUUAUCUUGCUGUAUUGUAAUUCUGUCAGGCACAGUGUGAGAGAAAUGUGUUGGUGAAUGAUUGCCUGUAAUCUCAAAUAUAAAGAGUUACUUGUGGUUUUUAGCAUAAUAUAUGCUAUUGCGUUUGUGGAAGUGAGAAAAAGAUGUUGAGUUUUGUAUUACCUGAGCUAAAAUUUUAGAAUGUGCUGGCAAUCAUUUAUCAGUAUUAUUGCUUUCAGACAGUGCACUGUUUUUAUAUAUUAUGUUACAUUAUACAGAAUUCCGCAAACACGUCACUAUGUAUAUAUUCAACAUCUGUGUAAAAUGAGAAUGUGCUCGAAUCACAAAAGAAAAAAAAAAUUUAAAAAAAUGAAUGCGAACGGUUGUAAAGGGUAUGUUCGAAUGGCUGAUGUUUUAUUUAACUGUAACAAUAAUUGUAGCAAAGGAAAUACAUACUGUUGUUACUUAGUAUUAGUUAGUAAUUUAUAAACUGAGUAAAUUUCCCCCAGAAAACUCAAAGAUACGUCGUAACCUGUGCACUAUUUAUUUUUUAAAUUAAUCUGGAUUGCAUUUAAUAUUAUGAGCUUUGCUCGUUUGUACCGUAUAAAGUCUGUGAGACAAAGAAAGACUAUGAGUAUUAGCACAUCACAGAAGUUGGAAUUGCAUGAAGUCAGAUUGCUAAGUUUAAAAAAAUAUAUAUAUUGCAAUGGCAGCUCAUUUCGUUCAUAUGACUGUUGUGUUUAAUUUAAUGAAAUUUAUCGCAUGCUGUAGUUGCUGAAUUAUGUUCCUUGUUUUCAUUUGGUCUUGAUACAUGGUUAUGAAGGAAUUUGUAAGCAGUGAUCAGAGACAAAGCUUCAGCUGUAACCUGGUGUCAAAUAUAUAAGAAGAGAGGUAAGUGUUACAAUAAAUAAAUAAAUAAACUCUUUUUAGA
Messenger RNA from Schistocerca gregaria, 3801 nucleotides. RefSeq lists its product as uncharacterized. Bases 189 to 2411 code for a protein of 740 amino acids. The record is from RefSeq and is a predicted model, not a curated record. Lineage: Eukaryota; Metazoa; Arthropoda; Insecta; Orthoptera; Acrididae. The transcript has 2 exons. Gene Ontology annotation, molecular function: protein binding.